AUGAAUCGAAUUGAGUGUUGUCCCGUAGAUGUUGCUCUUGUCUCUGAACAAGUUGUUGCCUCGGUGACUUCCGACUCUCUGACAUUAUUUUCGACGGAAUGCUCAACAGUUCUCGAGACAUAUCGAGCUAAUUCUAUAGUCAACGUCUAUGCUGAUAAAGACCAUAUUCACAUGAUAGGUGCAAAGCCCUUGGUAUACACUGUUGAUGUAGAAAACUCGGCAGUCGAAUCAAAAGAAAUCUCCAGUUUGGCCAUGAUUUGCUGCUCGGAUUUCCUACGCGAAGAAAAUAAACUGCUCCUUUGCUCAGAAGAUUUAUCAAACAAAGUAGUAUUGUUAUACGACGUCAACACUCAUUCCGUCGUCAACAAGUUCAAGACCGACAGAGAAGUAACUUCUGUGAAAUUCCGAUCGAAGAACUUCGAAGUUAUGACUGCUGGGAAAAACGGAAUCUGGAAAAUAUACGACAUCCGUGGUUCAUCCCAAAAUCCUGUCUCCACACAAUAUGAUCUUGGUGGACAGCUCCGUCUUCAAGGUCACACUGGUAGUGUUUCGUACUGUCUAUCACAUGUCAACGGAGCGAAUUCUUUAUAUACCUGGAAAGGUCAAGGCAGACCACAAAAACGGUGGGAAUACAGUGACAGAGAGUGGUUUGUCGGAUUGCUUCCCGGGGACAACCCUGAUGACACAUUUGCUGUUCAUGGAUUUUUUAAAAAUGCGCAGGCCAUCAUAACCAGUACGAAGAACUUACCUGCACACAAAACCAAGUACUUUCACAAGUACGGAACUAAAGACGAGAGUGGUCAUUUCUGCAUGAAUGAGUUGAACAAGAAAACAUUUGUGACCGCUUGUAAGACUGGAAUUGUAGUGCAGUCAGCCGAAUUCUCAGUUCCAGAUUACGCGAAGCAUACGGCUCGCCUAAAAGAUGCCGUUCGGAAACAAAAAAAAAGAAUGUUCGAAGACGUGGAACACAAAGAGAUGGAGAAAGUUCGGAUUCGGUGGGAAACCGAAGCCAAGAAAAACGAAGGACUCAAUGUGUUUGACACUCAUUUAAGCGAGGAGAGCUUUGAAAUCGGUGGAACUCUUGGCGCUGGAUCAUUUGGUGUUGUGUUCAAAGCAACAUCUAAGAAAACUGGAAAAGAUUUCGCGUUGAAGGUCAUGCCCAAUCGGUGCAGCGUCUACACUGAAAAGUUUGUGACGGAGCGUGAGCUUCUCAUCCAGCGAGAGAUGUCGCACAAGAACAUAGUCCCCAUGUACGCAGCGUUCCAAACAAAACUUUCCGUGUUCUUUGUCUAUGAAAUCAUGAAUGAAUCGCUUCAAGAUGUUUUAAAUAAGAAGAAGCCGAUGUUGCUCGCUGUUAAUGAAACCGCUUGGUUAACGGAGUGUGUGGCAUCUGGAUUGUGUUAUAUACACAAACGUGGAGUACUUCAUCGAGAUUUGAAGCCUGAUAACAUUUUAUAUGAUAAAAAUGGACUGGCAAAAAUUUCGGAUUUCGGUGUUGCCACCGACGAAAGACACGGAACGAUUUGUGGAUCUCCGGGUUAUAUUGCCCGGGAAGUCAUCUCCAGACAGAAACAAACUCCCGCCCUCGAUUGCUUCUCUUUGGGAGUGAUCCUCCAUCGAUCCUGCGUUGGCCGAACCCCUUUCGAGUUACCAGAUGGACACGUUAGUGACGAAUAUGUCACAAAAUGCAAGUAUAGUCCCCCAGUCUCCAUGAAUUUGAGUGUUCGAGAAGUGACUACGAAUUUGAUCAAAAAGAGCCCAAGUGAACGUUGGACUGCUAAACAGGUGCUGUACAGCCAGCUGGUUACCGACUUCCAGCACCAGCGAGAAUACAAUCUGCAAAAACUUGUGAGAGACAACGAAUUGUUAUCAUCUAAAGACGUGAACACUUGCCUCAAUCUCCCGCUUACUGAAUGA
This is a messenger RNA of Caenorhabditis remanei, 1917 nucleotides long. RefSeq lists its product as uncharacterized. Gene Ontology annotation, molecular function: protein binding; protein kinase activity; ATP binding. NCBI's taxonomy places the organism in Eukaryota, Metazoa, Nematoda, Chromadorea, Rhabditida, Rhabditidae. Bases 1 to 1917 code for a protein of 638 amino acids. Gene Ontology annotation, biological process: protein phosphorylation. The record is from RefSeq and is a predicted model, not a curated record. The transcript is spliced from 9 exons.